UUUGCAGUCGGUUCGUGGUUCGUCACGAGUAAUGCAUCCGUUUUUGUUUUUUGUUUACGGCUUUUAAAGCUGGAGAAAUGUAGUUUAAGAUUUACUUGGCUUGUAACAUAUCCGGAUCAAAGGCUGCACGUAUGACUGCGAUCAAAGCGCCCGCCAGUAAUAUUGUAACAAACGCCAAGUUUUCUUCUGCUGGCUUUCGUUAAAGUGCCUGUAGCUUAAUUCCAGCUUCUCAGGAUAUGAUUCCGUAGGAUGGAAACAAUCGACGACGUGUCGGUUAGAGAGCAGCUCUUCCACGACCGGGUCCGAGAGAUCAUAAUUUGCGUUCAUCUUUUCGGCUGCCUGUACAUCUUGUCCUACCUCAUUUUGACGCAUUUCAAGAAGAAUGCGGAGUUUGUGACGGACGAUGUUGAAGAUGCAACUGUGAAUAAAAUUGCGCUGUGGUUGUGCACGUUCACACUCUCUGUAGCCGUGGGUGCUGUUCUCCUUCUGCCCCUCUCCAUCCUGUCCAAUGAAGUCCUGCUCACUUUUCCACACAGCUACUACAUGCAGUGGCUCAACGGCUCGCUUAUCCACGGUCUCUGGAACUUGGUCUUUCUCUUUUCCAACCUCUCUUUGGGCUUUCUCAUGCCCUUCACUUACUUCUUUACCGAGUCAGAAGGCUUUGUUGGUUCCAAAAAGGGUGUCAUGGCCCGGGUGUAUGAGACCGCCGUGAUGCUGCUCCUGCUCAGUCUGCUAGUGCUCGGUAUUGUGUGGGUGGCAUCAGCGCUUCUCCAUGAUAACGUAGCCAGGGAAAGUCUCUACGACCUGUGGGAGUAUUACCUGCCCUAUCUCUAUUCUUGCAUCUCACUGUUUGGAGUGCUGAUGCUUUUAUUGUGCACUCCCUUUGGAAUGUCCCGCAUGUUCAGCAUCACUGGAAGCUUAUUGGUUAAACCACGGCUGUUGGAAGAUGUGGAGGAGACCAUGAACUGUGCUGUGUUUGAAGAGGCUUCUCUCUCCAGAAAACUCAACAGUCACAGCGCCUCCUGCUGGCUGAACCUGAAUUUUGAGGCAGUGAAGAAGCAGUUUCUGAGCAUACAGGCUAGACGCCUGGCUUUGGAGACACGGAGGAAGGCGUCUGCAUGGCAGCGGAACCUGGGAUACCCACUGGUCAUGUUGCUGCUCUUAGCUUUAACUGUGGUGUGUGUGCUGAUGGUGUGUUUCCAUGUGCUGGAAUUGCUUAUCGAUGAGUCUGCCAUGCCAAAAGGAAUGGAGGACCCUCAUCUGGGUUUAGCUUCCUUCUCCAUGUUUGGCUCACUGGGGGCGACGGUGCAAGUUGUCCUUAUCCUCUAUCUAAUGGUGUCUUCAGUGGUGGGUUUCUACAGCUCUCCUCUCUUCAGCAGUCUUCGGCCUCGAGCUCAAGACACCAACCUCACGCAGAUCAUAGGGAACUGUGUCUCUCUCUUGGUGCUCAGUUCGGCUCUGCCUGUGUUUUCUCGUACUCUGGGAAUCACAAGAUUUGAUCUGCUUGGGGACUUUGGAAGAUACAACUGGCUGGGAAACUUCCACAUAGUCUUCCUGUAUAACGUGCUCUUUGCGGGUCUCACCUCCGCCUGUUUAAUCAAUACUGUCACGUGGGCCGUGCAGAGGGAACUCAUUCGUGCCUUUGGUCUCCAUCGCCUGCCUGUCACCGUGUCCCGAUCUGCGAUCCAUUUCAGGCUCUUGAUGGCAAGUGGACUCUCGAAAAUUCAGUGAUGUCCUGGUUCUUUUUUUUUUUUUUUUAAUCCAGUGCGAGGUUUCAGACGAACCUACGAGUGAAGGAGUAAAAGGAUCACCAGAAGGGCUGGUGGAGGAAUGAGUUGCAGUCUGCUGAAGGUCAAGGCUGCUGUGUGUAAAUUGAUAAUCACAGGACCUCGAGCGUUUACGCGUUCACAAACACGUGAAGUUCUUAAAGAGGUGUCGAUGCUGCCUUCACGUUCUCUAAAUCUCAUGUGUUUACAUUUUCUCAACAAAUGCCUUAAUGAAAAGUGUGCGCCGGCUGUCGGAGGUGUCCGACUCUGACACAGACGUUAACCGAAGCUAUUUCGGAAAACUGACCUCAAAACCCGACUGUCUUUUUCUUGUUGACCUCUAUACAGUAGAGCUCGGCCAAGACGCCUUCCUCCCGUCCACCACUAUUUUUAGUGUGCAUCCAUCUCACUGGUGUUUUUCAGUGGGUCUUAAUGACACUUUUUUUUUUUUUUUUGAGGAAGGCUGUUGCAGGAAACCCGGUCUGAUGAGAGAGGGGAGGAUACAGGAUGCUCCUUACGUUUAGAUGAAACAUUCUUGUUAGAAUGAAUAGAGAGUAAGUCUCUGUGUUUUGGAAAGCUCUGAGUUCGACAAGAUAGCGAUAAUCAUUUCAACACAAUUCAUGUGCACCUUAAUUUAAACUUGCCUUUAGGAUGUUUUUGUGACAAAUUCAGGUUUUAAAAACUGUCCUGGACCAUUGUAACUGUGAAUUAUUAUUAUUUUUUUUUAAUGUGGUAAAUAUCCAAUAAUCCAUGUGCAAUAAUAUUUCAGGAGUGUGUGUUGGAUAUGAGAUUAUGUUCCAUUAAUGCCAGGUGUAAAUACAUGACAUGCAGCGUCUAGUCAGUGAAAUGCUUUUUAAUUAUGGAUAAACAAGGAGAAAUGGCUUGCAUAACUGACAGUGAUGCUGCUUUUCUUCACUGGGACUAUUUCCAGUUUUUAUUAUUUAUAACUAUCGUUUUUACUUCACCUGCUGUAUCAGCAUGUUUUUAUGCAAAUGUUCUACAAGUAGUGGCCAGAAGGGGACACUCAUUUUACAAGGUUUUGUUUAAUAUGUCCUUUAUUUAUCCUCAUAUGCUAUGGCAUUUUUAUUGCUCUCGUACACUACCUUAUCGAUGAUGAGCUCACUUUUUCCACUGUAUGUAUGUUUGUAUUGCAUGUGGUUGGUGUAGCUGGUAAAAAGGCUGAAAGACAUUUUCAGCUGUUUUAGACAUUCUAAGGCAUAGAAAGCCAAUUGUAUGUAGGUAUCUUAAAUUAUUAUUGUUUUUUUUCUUAGUAAGUCACCAAAAAAAAAAAAAUUCUGUACGGUGACGAGGGUGGAAAAAUAACGAAUUUGCCAGAUGCAAUUGCACACCGUUUACAUUGUCUGUUAAUGAACUUUUGAAUCACACAAAAGAACAAUAAAGGUAUUUUCAUCUGUUUU
This is a messenger RNA of Clarias gariepinus (North African catfish), 3184 nucleotides long. It is a transcript of the gene lmbr1l, whose product is annotated as limb development membrane protein 1-like. The transcript is spliced from 17 exons. The coding region runs from base 250 to 1731 and encodes 493 amino acids. Gene Ontology annotation, biological process: signal transduction; receptor-mediated endocytosis. The record is from RefSeq and is a predicted model, not a curated record. Lineage: Eukaryota; Metazoa; Chordata; Actinopteri; Siluriformes; Clariidae. Gene Ontology annotation, molecular function: transmembrane signaling receptor activity.